AAGGGGGAGCUUACACAGCAGCGACCCGGCCGAACGGCGACCCGAACUGGAUGUUCUUGUCUCGACGAACGCGUCCUGACCAGAGGCUAGCUGCGUGGGAAAAGCCACUGCGAAGCGAAUGAAGAAACAACUGAUCUUCCACUUCACAUACAGAGGACUUCUAACGAGAGGAAAAAAGAGUAAAAGAAGAAAAUGGAGUAUAAAUUACGAAAAGCUGAACCCAAGGAUGUGCCCGAUAUAUUACGACUGGUGAAGGAACUUGCGAAAUACGAGGAUAUGGAGCACCAGGUGGCUCUGACAGAGAAGGAUCUCCUGGAGGAUGGGUUUGGUGAAACCCCGUUUUACCACUGCAUCAUCGCUGAACUCCCAGGAGAGACGAGCAGCCAAGAUCCCAGCGUGGUGGGCUUCGCCAUGUACUACUUCACCUACGACCCCUGGGUGGGCAAGCAGCUGUACCUGGAGGAGUUCUACGUGAUGGACAGGUGCAGAGGUCUGGGGAUCGGGUCGGGGAUCCUGCGGCACCUCAGUGACCUGGCCAUGAAGACCCGCUGCACCGGCAUGAUGUUCGUSGUGGCCGAGAACAACGAGCCCUCCGUCCAGUUCUACAAGCGGCGCGGCGCCGAGGACCUGUCCCAGGAGGAGGGCUGGAGGCUCUUCAGGUUCAGCAAGGACAGCCUGGUCAAGAUGGCCACCCCGUCUGAGGAGUGACCGCAGGUCCAGGAGGAAGCCCCCCCCCCUGAGUGUCUCUGCUCAGACCACAGCUGAUUGUUCAGCUUCUAUAAAGGGAAAGUUUAGUUUCAUUUAAUCAUCUUAAAGUUCACCUGUUUUCUGUUUUAAUCAAUAAAACCAUCACACCUGACA
Messenger RNA from Austrofundulus limnaeus, 861 nucleotides. RefSeq names its product diamine acetyltransferase 1. Gene Ontology annotation, molecular function: diamine N-acetyltransferase activity; spermidine binding. The record is from RefSeq and is a predicted model, not a curated record. The transcript is spliced from 6 exons. NCBI's taxonomy places the organism in Eukaryota, Metazoa, Chordata, Actinopteri, Cyprinodontiformes, Rivulidae. The coding region runs from base 193 to 708 and encodes 171 amino acids.